AUGGCUUCAGAUUUUGGUAAUCCGUUGAAAAAAUUCAAGUUGGUAUUCCUGGGUGAACAGAGUGUUGGAAAAACAUCACUGAUAACACGAUUUAUGUAUGACAGUUUCGAUAACACGUAUCAAGCUACUAUAGGAAUCGAUUUCUUAAGCAAAACUAUGUAUCUCGAAGAUAGAACGGUUCGGUUACAACUUUGGGAUACGGCAGGUCAGGAACGUUUUCGAUCCUUGAUUCCAUCUUAUAUCCGUGAUUCGACUGUUGCUGUCGUCGUAUAUGACAUCACAAAUGCAAAUUCGUUCCACCAAACAUCAAAGUGGAUUGAUGAUGUACGUACUGAAAGAGGAAGUGAUGUAAUCAUUAUGCUCGUGGGGAACAAAACUGAUCUGGCAGACAAACGGCAAGUGUCUACUGAGGAAGGUGAGCGUAAAGCGAAGGAAUUGAAUGUUAUGUUUAUUGAGACAUCGGCUAAAGCUGGAUAUAAUGUGAAGCAGCUUUUCCGACGUAUUGCUGGAGCGUUGCCAGGCAUUGAAGCCGAUCAAAGAGAUAAACAUGACAUGCAGGAAGUGAAGUUAAGCGAUGCGCCUAUUCGACAGGUUCAAAUGCAAGAAAGCGGUUGUUGGUGUUAA
Messenger RNA from Brugia malayi, 624 nucleotides. RefSeq lists its product as uncharacterized. The record is from RefSeq and is a predicted model, not a curated record. The transcript is spliced from 7 exons. Bases 1 to 624 code for a protein of 207 amino acids. NCBI's taxonomy places the organism in Eukaryota, Metazoa, Nematoda, Chromadorea, Rhabditida, Onchocercidae. Gene Ontology annotation, molecular function: GTP binding; GTPase activity.